UGUAACCACUGUGCCUCUCUCUCUCUCUCUCUCUCUCUCUCUCUUUUCAGGAAACUUCACUGAUGGAGCCUGAGCAGAUCCAGGAGACACAUUUGUUCCCGCGGACAACUCAUAGAAUACAUGAAACCAGCGAUCCUGCCUCGGCCAAAAAGUACCAUGAUGUCACAGAGACUUUCAUCAUGAGUCAAGUUCCUGGAAGUGAGGAGUUGGAAGAGAAGGAAGAUUCGUCUCUUUCCAAUGAUCUUGCACUUCUCUUUGUUAUGAAAGAACAUAUGUGGGAUGGAUCUUCUCAUCCUGUGGAGAAGGACCCUUCCCAAGAACCGGAAAGAGGGCCAAGAGAUUUAGAGAACUGGGAAGAAUCUUCCGAUGGAAAACAGAAUCUCAGUGAAGGACAGCUCAGCUUGAAAGAGAGCAGGGAAUCUUCCUUAGAUUCCUUGGAUGGGGAAUUCGUAAGUUGUUCUUCCACCAAUUCCCAGUCUUUCCUUCUGGAUACCACUAGCCCUGCUCUCUCCUAUCCCAGGGCAGUCAGUGCAGGACAGAUGGAGAGCCAAGUCCGUGAUUCUAGUUUUGGCCAAUCUCCAAGUUUGUGUGACACACACUCUCCGACACGGCAUGAGGAAUCAGCAAUGACAGAUGCUCUUCCUUGUCAAGAAGACUCAGUCAAUGAAUCUCCUUUGGUGAUUCAUCAUAAUGUUUCAGAUUGCCACAAAAGUGCUGAUUUCUCCAACUGGAAACUGGAGACGCAGCAGGAGGAGAGCAGAAGCUCUUACGAUGGAAUGGACGUUGCAAUGAGAAUCAAUGAACUUUCCCCUAAAGGAGAAGAAGUGAGUAACCGAUUGAGUAACCCGUCUUCCGAAGAGGAAGAGUUGAAUUUAGAGGGGACACAAAGAAAAGCGGACAACAUUCUAUUCCAGAUAUCUGCCAAAGAAACGGAGGAACAUUCAGAUGUUGAUGAUGAAACGGGAGGUUUGGAGGAGAAUGUUCUCAACUUCCUCGUUCUCCAGCUCCAGGAAGAGGAAGAGAGUAACGCCGAAGGGAGCAGCUCUCCGUUACUAAAGAAAAACAUCCAAACCGAUGAUAAUGUAAGCAAUGUGAAUUGUGAGGAAUCGGAGUCAGACCAAAACCGGCUAUCGUCAACCACCAGGAAGCCAGAAUUUGCAGAAUCAAAGGCGCUGGAGUUGGCAGGCAGCGAGGAAGAGGGAGGGAAGGAUUUGAAUGAGAAAGCAGCAAAGAGCAACACGGCGACAAAUCUGGAGGAAGUAGAGCGGUCACACAAGGACCAAGAAGAACAAGAAUGGAUGGUGCGAGCAACAAUAGACUCCGCGCCUAUCAGAUCGGGCCAGGACACACUGGAUUCUUUGGAAAACAAUCUGGCUCUUUCUGGUUUAAACGAUAACAGUUCUGAAGAACUUGCUUUCUCUUUGAAGGAGGUGUCCUCAGCAGAUCACUCUCCAACAUCAGGUUGCAUAUUGCCCGAACCUUGCAUCCAAACAACUACUAUUCCAUUCCCUGGAAUGACCCCUGCAGGCUUUCAGCCAGGUAGUGGAAGGCCAAGGAUGCAGGCUGCCCUAUAUCACAGCUCUGGAGAAGUGGAAGACUCCGGCAUCUAUGAUGAAGCAAAGACAAUGUUCUGUGGUGAUCAAGAUAGUGCACAACCCACCGUGGGUUUUGGAGAAGAGGAUGUUGGAAAAGAGGAAAAUGCUAGGAGUGUUGAUGGUGGACAAAUAACACAAUUGUUUACAGAUGUAGCGUCAGGCAAUGACUCCCGAGAUCUUCAUGGUUCUCAAGCUACAGACAGUUCUUCUGAUGCCAAAGAAAAUCCUGUCCCAUCGUUGAGGACUAUCAUCACUGCUCUCUUGCAAGAAGGUCCCAUCAAGGGAGCCACGGAUGAGACUGUCACGUGUGCAGGAGAUGAAUCAGUUUUACAUUUCUCCAGUCAACCAGGCAGAGCGACCGGUGAUGAUGAAGCUUCAGUAUCGGACAGUGAUGGAGAUGAUCGUCUUCCCACUUUUGGUGAAGACGUCCUUGAAGACACUCAGAGUUCUCCUUCCAAAGACCUCCCAAAUCCCUCUCUAGAAGAAGGCCUGUCCAACAUAGCCAAAGAGAUGAUCAAAUUAAGUCUUUCUUCCUGGGGUUCGGUGGAAGACACUACUGAAAAUGAUGUGAAGUCCCACCGACAACCGAAACCCACAAUUAAGAAUGCUGCGUUGACCGGGAAGGAAGCAGCAACAGACACAUAUUGCACGGAGGAUGAAAGCUUAACCAGUGAGUCACCAUAUUUUGCAGGAAAAGAGAGAACAGAAUGUGGCUGCAAUGCCGACAGCCUCCCGUCUUGCAGGACCCUUUUUGCAAUGACCACCGAUGCAGCUCAGCUGACACAACCUUUGGCCCCAGUUCCAGAGGGGGACUCAGAGCAGAUGUUGUCCUUCAAAUCUGCUUCGUUUUUGUCCUCCAGGAAGCCUCUCCAGUUCGUAAUCGCCCCAUCCACGGCAAAUUUUAAUGCCCAGCCAACUCCCCCAGGCCUUAAUCCUGACCGACUUCUAGAACAAUUGUCCUCUUCCAACCAGGUUAAUCCAUUAGCCCCUAAAUCUUCCGCUAACGAGACUCUUUUGGAGCAUUCGUCUUUAGCCCCUGAAACCAGAUUAUCUGAGCAACUUUCCGCUUCUGAAGGUGACUUGGAUCAGUGUUGCCAAGUUCCACAUUCCGCACACAGCUUUAAGCAGUCUGUACCUGUGUCACACCAUGCCACUUUGCCCAUUCUGUCUAGACGUUCCGUGUUUCCUUCAUUUAGUAUCAAUGCAGGUUCCCAGCGGACUAAAGAGAUCGCACAAUCUGUAGCUGCUGGACCGGGCCACAACUUCCAGGCACAAGCUCCACGCAUCGCUGUUAGCCGGGGUUCUCACCGUUCCCAAUCAGAUUCCAAUUCCAGGAAGCAUCUCCUAGUCGGGGACAAUCCUUCUACACAGCAGAGGACCAACACUUCAGAAAACAGCCCCCACACAGGAAGCAAUGAACCGACACAUCUCAGCCCACAGGUGGGCCGCCGUGCCUCUUGGAAUUCAUCCUCUAUUUCCAAACGAGGUGACCUUGUCCUGGUUUCAAGUUUGGACGAUACAACGGAAGAGUUUUCUGGUCUUCCAUUGGCCACGUGCUCUGAGUUGGGCCUUUCUUUUUCGGACUUGCAAGGUGGAUUUUUAGGAAAUGGUGCCAUGGGUGCAGAUUCCUUCAUCAGCGUCUCUGAAAUGGUGUCCAAGUUUGAAGAUACGCCCGAUGGGAGGUCUUCUAGCUAUACUCUCCAUUCCUCGGGAGGUCGCGAGAAACUGUGCGAAACCAAGUCCGCAAAUGUAAGGCAGGCUCCUUCUCUUUUAGCAUUCUCUAACCCAAUCCACUUUCUCCAGCUCGGACCUCCUUCGCCCCCAAGUUUUCCAUACCCAGGGGGCCAUCAGGAUCUCCAGUGGCCAGAGCAAGAGACCAAGAUUUCAGACGAUCCAAUUGCAUCUUUCUCUGAAGGUCCAGGAAGGUUCAGGAAAGUCCUUGAAAAAACAGUGGGGGAACCUGUUUCCCUGGCAAUCCAUAGAAGAGGCCUGGAAGGCAGACAUCCGCGCCUGGAGAAGUCCUCCAGCUGCCCAGACAAAAACACCAUCGGGUUGGGCACCAAAGAAUCCGCUUUCGGAACAAAGAAGCAGGAGGCGGGGGCCAAGCAACGAGCGAAAAGCAAAGAUUGGCAUCGACAGCGCUUAAGAAAAAUUUCGAUGCCAACCGACGGUGCUGUAGAUAUCUCCAUAGCCUCUCUCCACUCAAAAGAGGAAGCCUCCGCACACAAGGACAGAGCCAACCACUUAGACUUUGUGAAAUACGGAGAGAAGAAAACGUCAGAAAGCCUAGAAAAUAUCAAACGGCGCCGUUCCAAACUGAUAAAUUCAUCCAAACUGCUCUACCAGGAAUACAGCGACGAUGCCCUGAACAAAGCAAUCCAGAGUCAAAAACAGAUAGACUCCUUGUCUGAAGAGGUGGAACCAAUCUCUCCCAAGCUGCGGAGAAAGGUGCCGAUCUCCCAGGACUCUUACCUGCAACGCCUAUCCGUCUCGUCGGGCUCCUCGCUGUGGCAGGACAUCCCCAUGGUUCGAGGAAGCACCAUGCUGCUGAGCAUGACCCGCGAGGAACAGAAGCUGCAAGAGAACAUCCUGAAAAGAAUUCCACCUGGGGCCGAUGAAGAAGUCCAGGCCACACAGGCAUAUGACGCUCUUGAAAAGCUCAUCAAAGAUUGCAAUGCAAAUGUCCAGCGUAUGAAGAGCACCGAAGAAUUGAUUCACUUAAGUCAAAAUAUGGAGUUUGAAUGCAAGAUCUUCCCACUUAUCUCACAGUCUCGUCGGCUAGUAAAACAUGGAGAACUUACAGCUCUGGAAUAUAAUAUCAGCUUAAAGUGGAAGCUCACCACCAGACCCAUCUACCUCCAUCUCUUCAAUGAUUACCUGCUUCUUUCUCGACCCAGGGAGAAUGGCCGUUUCAUUGUGUUCGAUUACGCAGCCUCCUCGGAUGUGCGUGGGGAAAAGUGUGAAAUGAAACUCCACGGCGACAACAAAAACCUUUUCCGCCUUUUCCUGCUGCAGAACAAUCAGGGGAAGAAAGUGGAAUUCCUCUUCCGCACAGAAACACAGUAAGGACUGGCAGGGAGAAACUCGGCAACCGGGCUCAGUUUUACAGGGGUGCCCAGGAGAAGCCUGUUUACGCCACUGCCAGCUUGGAACAAUGCCAAAAGCUUAUUUCUCUUUAAAUAGUAGCCGCCCCUCUCUUUGAGUUCACAUAGAUAGUUUUAUUCUCCAUUUUCAUUUUCUUACAGUCACACAUAUACUGU
Molecule: messenger RNA, 4855 nt
Organism: Thamnophis sirtalis
Lineage: Eukaryota; Metazoa; Chordata; Lepidosauria; Squamata; Natricidae
Source: RefSeq, a predicted model, not a curated record